CUGUCAGUGCUCAUCAGUGCCACAUGCCAGUGCUCAUCAGUGCCACAUCAGUGCCACCUAUCAGUGUCCAUCAGUGCAGCCUAUCAGUGCCCAUCACUGCAGCCUCAUUAACGCACAUCAGUGAAGGAGAAAAAUCACUUAUUUACAAAAUUGUAUAACAAAAACUAAGAAAAAACUUUUUUUUCAAAAUUUUCAGUGGUUUUUGGUUUAAGAAAAAAAAAAACAAAACCCAGAGGUGAUUAA
Messenger RNA from Staurois parvus, 243 nucleotides. The record is from the annotation of a GenBank genome assembly. Lineage: Eukaryota; Metazoa; Chordata; Amphibia; Anura; Ranidae.